GUUAAUCUUCGUGUUUACGAAGAGCCACCAUAAAGAAAAACCCUAGAACAACAACAUAACGCAUUUUAAACGCCUUAAAUCCAGAGCACAAUCAUGUCUGAGGGACCUUCAAGGAUCUCUGGGCCAAUUCCACCGGAUCCAUCACUCUUUCCUGAAUGCUAUAAACGACCCAGCUCUGCUCGGGGUCGUCUGGAAGGAAAUUCUCCGAGUGGAAUUUCAUUGUGGUUAAAUGGGCCCUUAGCUCCAGAACCUUCAUUGUAUCCUGGAUGUUACAGCGCCCGCACUCCUCAUCCUCCCCGCGUUGGCCCUAAUGCUACACACAUCCUGAAAAGAGAUCGAGAGGGAGAGGUUGGGGCCAUUCUUAAACUGGAAGGUGCCCUUCUGACCCCCAGCCCCAUUAAACACAAACCAGCAGUACGGGAUUUCGGUAAAGAGAAUGCACGUAGGCUGCGUGAGAUCCAGAGAAGAAUUCGUGAGCAAGAGGUGCAGAAAGAUCGUGCAAAACCGGUACCUGUAAAAGCCUUGUGGACCUCUUCCAAAUAUGAAAACACCCCCUCCAGGUUCAUGGCCCUGUCUGAGGAAAAAGGCAAAGUACAGAGGCCCGAGUGCAAAAACUUUCUGAAGGCUCACUCUGUCUCUGGUUCUGGUGGUCGGUCUCCGUCUCAACAGUCUUCCACAACCACAGCUUCACUCUCUGGAGCUGGCCCAAAUACACCAGACUCACAAUUACAGCUUGAAAUAAGGGGACACAUCAUAGACUUUGUAAGUCAUAAUGCUCGUGCUGCAGGAAAGACUGUACUGAGACGCUCUCAGUCCAUGCAGAACCUUCACAACAAGCAACCACCAAGCGCAAUCAAGGGUCAAGUCCCACAGUAUCUGGAGGACAGAAAGGACCAGUGGCGAAAAGAGGCAAACGAGAGAAAGAAAAACACUCCUGACCCAUCCAUACCUGCUGGACACACUCAGAUGUCGGAUAAGGAGAGACAGGAAACUCUGCAGUCUCUCAAAGAAACCCACAGGUCUCUAGUGAGUGAGAUGCUCUCUCUCCCAAUGAGGACAGAUACUCUGAGUGUGCGUUCCCGCCGCGCAGAACUCGACCGACGUCUCUCUGAGGUUGAGGAGGCCAUCAAAAUCUUUUCCCGUGAAAAAGUCUACAUAAAAAACGACUCUUAAACAUCACAUUUAAACACAGAGAAACAACGUACACUAUAUUCAUAUAGUAUCCCAGUUUUUCAAUCCGGAAUAGCAUCGAUUCUCUUGAAUCUCAAGUCUUGAAUGGUUUGUGGUUAGACCACGAAUGGUUUGAACCAUUUUUAAGAAAAAAUCAGUGAUAAAAUGGAGUGGAGUCUGUGCUCUAGAACUUCACGUAAAUCUUUAAUGAUGAUAGUGUGUAUUAAACCACUCUUAAAUAUCAGUAUGAAUGGGAAAUUUUUUGGCCCAAUUUGGAUGUACUCAAUUUCCCUUUGCUGUUUGCACUAUGCCGACACUGGCUGCAGGCUAGCACACGCCUUUUCUACCACAUGUAAAUUUGGCAGCUGCAUAUUUACAUUACGGAUUCUAAGAGAGCCUCAGCAUGGACAGAGGACCAUGCUCUUCUCUUUGUGUUUUAUACCACUUAUGUUGGCACCUUAAUCAGACAGUAAGAGACACUCCGGCAGGGGCAAGGAGGUUAUACUAUACUGUCUUUCCUUUCUCAGACACAGUCAAUUGUCUGUCACGUCUGCUGAUCUGAUGUGCUAGCAUAUUAGACUGCUGUGCUACCCAAGUGUCCUCCUCCAUUAAAAAACAGUUGGCAGCUGACAUUGUGUUGAAAUCACCCUUUAGCUUUUUUUACCCAGAUGAAAAUAACUAAAUGAAUCUUUGUGAGAUUUAACCAAUAACUGAUUUUUUUUUUUUAUGUAAACAUUUAAGAAAGGAAAUGUUGCAUUUUGCUGUAUGUUACCUAAGGUCAGAACUUGUUUAUACAUAAUGUAUGCUGCUGGCAAGUUAAUUAAAACUUAAUUGUGCAA
Molecule: messenger RNA, 2009 nt
Organism: Trichomycterus rosablanca
Lineage: Eukaryota; Metazoa; Chordata; Actinopteri; Siluriformes; Trichomycteridae
Gene: enkd1
Product: enkurin domain containing 1
Exons: 8
Coding region: 94-1173 (359 amino acids)
Cellular component (GO): cytoplasmic microtubule
Source: RefSeq, a predicted model, not a curated record